AUGAGUCAACUAGCAUCUUCUAUGAGUAGAUUGGAAUCUCAAGGUAAAUUGCCCUCACAAACUGUUGUUAACCCAAAACAAAAUGCUAGUGCAGUUACCUUGAGAAGCAGGAAAGAGUUGAAGGAACCCAGUAAGGCAGCACGUGGAGAAGAAAUUAAAAAAGAAGUAGUUGCUCCUCAACCUCAAACUGACCAGCCUAGAGGACUUGAUAGUGAACAACCAAAGGCAUUGAUGACAAAUCCUCCAUUUCCUACUAGAUUGACUAAAUCCAAGAAAGAAGAGGAAGAGAAGGAAAUUCUUAAAACUUUUCGCAAGGUUGAGGUAAAUAUUCCCUUACUUGAUGCAAUUAAACAAGUGCCUCGAUAUGCUAAAUUUCUCAAGGAGUUGUGCACCAACAAGAGGAAGUUGAAAGGUAAUGAAAAGAUAAGUCUGGGGGAAAAUGUUUCAGCCAUCCUCCAGAAAAAAUUACCUCCAAAAUGCAAGGACCCAGGUGUGAUUAUUCAACUUGCUGAUAGAUCUAAUGUAUAUCCUGAAGGAGUCGUGGAGGAUGUCUUAGUACAAGUUAAUGGGUUAGUCUUUCCUGUUGAUUUUUAUGUUCUUGACAUGGAAGAAGAUGAUUCUUCUAAUUCAACACUAAUGUUAUUAGGAAGGCCAUUUCUAAAAACAUCUAGGACAAAAAUUGAUGUGCAUGAUGGAAAUCACGUGCAGGAAAUCACCAACGAACAAAGGACAUUACAAUUGCAAGAGUUGGAGGAAAUCUACAAUGAUGCCUAUAAAAGCUCGAGAAUAUACAAAGAAAAGACCAAAGCCUUUCAUGAUCAACUAAUUUCUAGGAAAAAAAUUUCUAUUGGUCAGAAAGUUUUACUUUAUCACUCUAGACUGAAGUUAUUUCCUGGUAAAUUGCAUUCUAGAUGGGUAGGUCCUUUUAUUGUUACUAAUGUAUUUCCUCAUGGUGCAGUUGAAAUACAAAGUUCGGAUACAAGUAAAACUUUUAAGGUCAAUAGUCAUCAUUUGAAACCUUUUUAUGAAGGUUUUCAAGUGUAUAAUGUUGAUCAAAUUAUUUUGGAAUGUCCGAAUUAUGGCGAUUAA
Molecule: messenger RNA, 1089 nt
Organism: Pistacia vera
Lineage: Eukaryota; Viridiplantae; Streptophyta; Magnoliopsida; Sapindales; Anacardiaceae
Exons: 3
Coding region: 1-1089 (362 amino acids)
Source: RefSeq, a predicted model, not a curated record